Messenger RNA from Toxoplasma gondii ME49, 5827 nucleotides. Its product is annotated as DNA-directed RNA polymerase, alpha subunit. Gene Ontology annotation, biological process: cortical microtubule organization; DNA-templated transcription. Bases 823 to 4164 code for a protein of 1113 amino acids. Gene Ontology annotation, cellular component: cortical microtubule. Lineage: Eukaryota; Apicomplexa; Conoidasida; Eucoccidiorida; Sarcocystidae. The transcript has 11 exons. Gene Ontology annotation, molecular function: DNA-directed RNA polymerase activity; protein dimerization activity. The record is from RefSeq and is a predicted model, not a curated record.
CUCUCCGAAGCGUCUCCGUUCGCAACCUGUCUCUCCUCCUCGAGGGGGGCUGCUGCGAGGUGGUGCGCGUAACGUCAGUCUCUUCCCUCGUCGCAGCUCGUCGCAGCGUUGCUUUUCGGUUCUCCUUUCGUCUUCGCCAAAGCUCGAGAGAGAAUGGCGACCGCUACCAGCAUCGGGCUCUGUCCUCGCUUCUGUCUCGAGUUGAAGGUGUUGCCCAUGCCGCCUCCGAGUCGGAAAGAAGCGCGCGGCGCCGGAGCAAGAAAGGCAUCUGCAAGCCUUCGAUGGUGAUUCGGUCUUCAUAACUGCAUGCUCGUUCACACAUACGAGUAAAAAAUGGAGCGCAAUGCGCGUACGUUUCUGGGCAACGCCGACGGGUGCUUCAGGGCCAUGCGCCUGGCCGUCUGGAAGGCGACCGCGACCGCGCGAGCAUCACUUUGUGUGGCUGAGUCGCUGUGCAAUUUUUUCUGAGUCCGCCUGCCGUUUUUCUUAUCAAUUUGCGGUUUUCUCGUUCUUGAGGAAGCUCGCUCUUUUGAGGUCAGAAAAUACUUACCAGGGAGUCAUGACGGCAUGGGCGACCUGCUCUGCCUGGCAGCCUCGGCACCAAGAGCGAAGCCAGAAGCCUGCGCGUUUCGCCUGGUGAAAAAGCUUCCUUUUUGAAUGCCGGCUUCCACGCCUGCCUCGGACGCCUUGCCAGUCCUUCGGAGCUUUUGACACCGUCUUAAGGAGCUGCGCUCUUCGUCAUUUCCGGGAGUUCUCACCGACUUCUCGGCUUGCCUCGCCGCCCUGUUUCUGCUCCGCUUCUUCUCUCGAAAACGAAACACCAUGGCGGUGGGGAAGCGCCUAACGCGCCCCGUUCGUUUUCUAUCACAUCGCCUUCUCCUCGCCGUCCUCAGUCUCGCUCUCUCUCCUUUUGUCUCCUCCAUCCGGUCCCCUCCCUUCUCUUGCAUCUGCCCUGACUCCACAACUGCAUCUUCUUCUCUCUUCUUUCAUACGCCUUCUUCUCGUUAUUGUUCUUCUUCUUCCUCUUCUGCUACGUUUUGUCUCCUCUUUGCCGCCGUCUCUUCUGCGUUGUCUUGGACCCCGCAUGGGAGAGGCCACUGUCUCCAGUCUCCCCUGGCACGGGUGUCUCCUGUCUUUCCGACUCUACUGUCUGCCGAAGCUCUUCGAUUUCGAGCUCUACAGCCCUCAGUUCGGGAACCUUUCUUGUUCCGAUCUUCUUCGCCGCCAUCGCAUUCCUCUUCUCGCCUUUUUGCCGCCUCACCUUCGUCUUCGUCUCUUGGUCUGUGGUCUGUCAACUCUCUUUCCUCGUUCCUCGCAUCCUCCUCCUUCAGCCGUUUAGCCUCUCUGAAAGGUUCUCUCUUCCUUGCGGGCCUACUCAAACCAAGAGCGCCUCUCUCCUUUGUCUCCUCGCCAUGUCUGUAUCCCCCAUCGAGCUUCUCCAACGCCUCUCCAAUUUCGAAGCUUGGCAGUCUCCCUCCUUCCCGCGCUUCGUCGCUCUCGAGUCACCGUGUUCCGCGUCGGGUGCCGCGGCCUGAGCCGUCUUGUGGUUUUGCCUCCUCUCGCUCUCGAACUCUUUCUGUCACUCCUUCCCCGUCUCCCUUGCACUAUCUUCGCUCUGCAACGGUCUCCCCGACAUCCUCAUUUCGGUGCUUCCCUGGCCUCCCUUCUCCUUCAUUCUCUCAUGCGCCGUCGUCCUCUCGCGCAUCCGCGUCCUCCCCUCCAGACGAUGCAUUUGACGACGAUGACGAACCGCCCAUAAGAUUCUUCACAGAUUCCCCUCCUUCUCCUUCCUCGCCUUCCUCGCCGUCUUCGCCUUCCUCGCCUUCCUCGCCUUCUUCUGCUUCUUCUGCUUCUUCUCUCCCGACUUCGUCUCCUUCAGCGGCUUCUUCAUACGCGAGGAGUGAACUGGAGAUGUACUAUGCAGCUGCGCGCUUGCGUGGGGACGACCUGCCUCUUCCAGGCGAGCCUGUGUCUGCACCGUUUCCUUCAGCACCUCCAAAAGGAGCAACAGAAGCUUCUCUCUCUUCUCCCUCUUUUUCUUCUUCGCCUGCCUCGCGGGAGGCCGAAGGCGGACCAAUGCACACUGCGGAACGAAACCUUGCCCCCACAACUCUGUACAGGCGCGAGCCUCGUUUUCCCCGCGUAGAGCUGCACCCGAGAAACCUCACUGGAGCUCCCCAGUCGCUGCUCUCGCCCAAAGAGAAGACGUAUCUCUGGCGCCGCGGAUACUUCGAUGCAGACCAUUUCAACCUCACCGGCACAUGGAAGAACUGGCAUCUCCUCAAUCGAGGGCGGUGGAGAGAUCCGGGAGUCCAGAUGCUGCCGAACAUCACCACCUUGAGAGGCGUCGAGGAACCGCCGUAUCACCGGGUGCCUCUCCAGUUCUGGGACGAGGCCCGCGGCCUGUCGCACGACGUCCGGCACUAUCCGAUCUACGAGGAAUUUUACAAUUCGACAACGCUCGACCCCGGUGUAUAUACGCCAACGUACAAUCUGACUCUGCUUCCCUUUACGCCUGCCUAUGUGCCUCGUCGCGACCGCAUGGGUCUCCUGUACGGAGACGCUCGCAUCUUCGACACCUGGCCAUCGUGGACAGAGGAAUUCACUCUCCGAGUCGAGGAAGCCACCAACGUCACCAUCAUUCCGGAAACAGGUCACCUUUAUCAGAAGCUGUACAUCGGUCCGGUCCCUGUCACAACUGGGUGGACCAUGGGCUCCCUGAUCAAGGCCUUUGCUGCUCAGCGCUGUCCAGGGCAUGCAGUCGUGGCUCUGAAGCUGCAUGCGCCUCGGAAGCCAAACGCGGGAGGACGCAGAGGCAGGAAGAAGACUGGCGAAGGCGAACCGCAAAGCGCCGGUGGCGAGGCGGAGGCACCGAUGGUCACGCAGCUCCCAAACGUUCGCGAAGACCUUCUCGAAAUUGCCCUAAACUUGAAAGGAGUUGCCUUCGAGACGCUGCGUCCGCGGGAGUCUGCCUGCGUGCGAGUGAAGGCUGUCGGGCCGCAGCUGCUGGUGGCGGGGAUGAUCGACUGGCCGUCGUUUGUCCGCGUCGGAAAUCCGGAGCAUUUCAUCGCCAAGGUCGAGGAGGGCGGAGUCCUCGACCUCGAAAUGAAACUCGAGUGGGGCCGUGGUGCCUGGCUAGCCGACCUGCACGGGCUGUACCGCGAAGAAGAAGGCGUCGACACGCGGUGCUACAAGCGCCGGCGAAUUUGGGAAGUCGACCAUCGAGGCUUCUAUCCAACAAGCUGCAUUUUUGGUGCAUGCACCAUGAUGCGACUCGCCGUCCACAAACUCAUGGGGACGCGCUUCUGUCAGGAUCGACAGGCGUCCACGAAUCCGACAGAGCAGCUAGUUCUGGAAAUCUGGACGGACGCGUCGAAGAGCCCAAAAGAAGUCCUCGCUUUCGCUCUGCAAGACAUGCUGGCCUGGCUUGUCGACCUACGCAGACAGCUCGUUGAGGACGUCGACUGGAAAACCGAGGACGAAGACCUCACGGCCGCUUGGAAGCAUGUUGCGGCGUGGACGGAGGCGAAAGCUCUGCAGGACCGUCUGGGCGGCCCACCGUUGAUGGUUUGGGAGCGUCCGACUGAAGGCUUGAAGCUCGCAGAGGGCGAGAAGAGCUUCGCGAUGCCCGAGUUCAGACCCCCGCCUUGCUCCGUUCACCCUGUCGCUUGGCUCAAGCGGGAGCUGCGGCGGCGGCCGUACUCGGCAGACGGAUACUCGGAGGCCGGCGCCCCGCAGAGGCAGAAGAAAGGCGGAAAGCGAAACACAGUGCGAGGGCGUGAGCUGUCGGAAGAGGUCUCGACGCAGAGAGAGACGCAGUCUCGGCGAGAAGACGUGGAAACGUCCUCUGCAAUGGGAUCUCCGGUGGAGGCCGCCCGGGACGAAGACGAGCGUCGCGAAGUCGCAGAGCCGGGAGACCGAACGCAAAGCGCGACAGACAAGGAGACAAAGCAGAAGCUCAAACCCUCUGCGGUGGCGCUCUCGUCGAUCCCUGGCCUCUCCACCAAGGCCCUACAGUCCUUGCACGAGUUUGGUUUGUCGACCUUGGCAGAUGUGCAGGACUACACUCCGCAGCAACUGAGAAAAAUUCCUCACGUUGGCCCAGCCACCCUCGCUCUGCUUGCUUCGUUCCUUUCUCGCUACGCUGACGACGCUCCAGCUUGAGUCGGGCAUUCUCGAAUGUCAUCGAGCUCACUCCACUUCCAAUAAAGAAAGACAAAGACAACCAUAUACGUAAAUAAGGUUUGCUUUCCAUUCUCGCGUAUCGCCCGUCUCAGUAAAUGUAUAUAUCUAUAUCUAUAUAUAUAUAUAUAUAUAUAUAUAUGUAAUGUCGAUAGAUAUAUGUCUGUACGCGUCGAGGUGUGGCUUCGUUUUUCUGUAACGCACGAGCCUGAAGAAGAGAGAGGCAGUGAAGCACGGCGCGAAGCGUUUUGAGGUCGCUUGCCAUUUGCGGCUGUGCUCUGUUCUCUCUCUGCGAAAGCAUUCUUUUUUUCUUGUGUCUGCGUCGAGACAGCAGAGACUGGUGUUGAGCACUUGGAGGUUUCCCCACAGCCCGUGUGGACUGGAUGCGCGAUGGCGCCGAUCAAACGCGCGCCUGAGAGGAGAGUCGUUUUCUCUCGUGGUUCAGAGACGCGUAACAACAGGAAACCUCACGCCGCGCCUACAAAGAUUCGCCUCCAGGCACAGGUCUGAGGGCCAGACUUCAGUGGAUUCUCUCGGCCGCAAACGUCGUGUAGGGGGACUUCAUCAGAGACGCUCUGCGUAUGACUGAAGGUGGAGCAGAUCGAUUUUCUCUGUUGCAUUCGCACAUGAUGAAACGCUCUUCCGUAACGCCUCGUAUACCACGAGAUGCAAAUGCAGAUUCCCUCGUUCUCUGCGAUCGCUCUUGACUAUCGAGACUUCGAAAGACGCGACUCCGUAUGUAGACACGCACACCGAACUCUUGGUCAGAGUCUCCCAUGAAUCUCAGGGGCAAUUGCUCCACAUCGCUGAAGCAUGUGCAGUCUGCGAAACGCAGGACGCCUUAUAUAAGACGGGAAUCGAAAUUAUUAAGUAGGAACGCUGCGCAUCAGUUACGACAGGUAACUCGUGACACAGACCCCUGCUCCUUUCCUGGGUGCCUGGAACCUGUUCUCAAAGCAAUCGCCGCGCCUAAAAAUAAACCGAAUCCAGUAAGAAGGUGUCUGACGACUUGUUCCUCACCUCCUCUUCUGGAGACGCUGCCUCUUGAGCUGUUCGGCUCCCGCCCCAUGGGCGCAUGCAAUGGCUUCACUGCACUUUAAUUAGCGAAAAACCACCCGUAUGCACACGAAUUCUAAAAUGCGAAGGCAGGGGCGGAGCUCCAAACACACACGGAGACUCCAGCAGCAACGCAUGCCAGUCGGCACCCGCGGGUGCAGGUCAGCGCGAAAAAGUCCCUCUACAGAAAACGCGUCCUGUUUCUUCUGAAAGGUAACAAAGUCGCUCCUCGCCAAUGCUCGUCCGGCCCUGAGCUGAUGUGUCAAGAAACAUGUGUGUAUAUCUGUGUAACGUUUUAUAUUUAAAUACGACUAAUGUAUAUAUAUAUAUAUAUAUAUAUAUAUAUCAUGUGUACAUCGUUCUCUCUCUCUAUAUAUAUAUAUAUAGAUUGUAAUUGGGCGUUCGCGCUGUGUAUGCGCAGUUUUUGACGGCGUCUGCUCGAGUGUGCGGUUGUCUUGUUCGAGAUCAAAACAAAACUUGCGCUCUUAAGGCCCUGCUGCACGGUUUUCAGCGAGCUCUUUCUGACACGGAGAAAAAUGGCAAACGCGGCAGACAACAGAGACUCACUCUACACUGUCCUACACCUCUG